Messenger RNA from Sphaeramia orbicularis (orbiculate cardinalfish), 2700 nucleotides. Its product is annotated as phospholipase ABHD3-like. The record is from RefSeq and is a predicted model, not a curated record. The coding region runs from base 335 to 1549 and encodes 404 amino acids. Gene Ontology annotation, biological process: medium-chain fatty acid biosynthetic process; medium-chain fatty acid catabolic process. The transcript has 9 exons. Gene Ontology annotation, molecular function: monoacylglycerol lipase activity; acetylesterase activity. Lineage: Eukaryota; Metazoa; Chordata; Actinopteri; Kurtiformes; Apogonidae.
CACAUCCAUAAUUGUAGUCAUAGCGGGUCAUAGAGGAGAGGACGGAGGGUUGGACAGCUCUGACUUUUACCCUACAUACCGGCUUGAGUCUCCGGUUAUGACCCGGCAACUAGGGAGCGUCAGGCGUGGAGAACACCAACCGGCGGGGUUUUAACCAGCAGGUGGAUUCCUGCUGUUGAUCCACGCCUUAUGAUCCGAUGGAACGUCGCGGAGAGGAGUGGCUAACAUCUCAUCUGUAACAUUUAGCCGGUGGUGAUGAAGGCAGGUUAUGGUCAUUGUUGAGUCUCUGUCAGCUUCUGUUUAGUUUUCUGCAGUAGCCGGGUAGACCACUACCAUGUUUUUGUCUCAUGUGGAGCUAUGGAGAACAUGCUGGGAGUGUGUAUCCGGACUUUACACCGUGUUCAUCUGCUCCGCUACGGCCGCACUGUAUCUGUGGGGCCGCAAGUGCCAGACGCCGGCCUUGGUUUGCAGUGAGACUUUCUAUGCGUUCCUCAACAAACACUGUCCAGUGGUGGCUGAACGCUUCAGUCCCACUCCAUGGUGUUGGGGAGGCCGCCUUCAAACCCUGGUCUGUGCCCUCCUCAAGUCCAGACCCCCCGUAACGUACCGCAAUGAGCUGAUUCGUACCGUAGACGGUGGGCAGAUAUCUCUGGAUUGGGUGGACAAUCAGACUAGUGUGAACUACCGAGAAUCCUCUACUCGGCCCACAGUACUGAUCCUCCCAGGCCUGACGGGCAACAGUCAACAGUCCUAUGUUCUCCAUGCUAUCAGACAGGCCACCAGCCGAGGAUACAGAUGUGUGGUUUUCAACAACAGAGGCGUUGCAGGUGAAGAGUUGCUGACGCCUGUCACCUACUGUGCAGCCAAUACCUCUGAUCUUGAGUGUGUGGUGCAUCAUGUCAAAGCGCUUUACCCUCAAGCUCCUGUGCUUGGUGCUGGUGUGUCUAUGGGAGGCAUGAUAUUAUUAAACUACUUGGCUCGGAAGCGCUCGGAGUCAGGGAUGGUGGCUGGUUUUACCAUCUCUGUCCCCUGGGAUGCAAUGAAGUCCUCUGACUCGAUGGAAGAACCUCUCAACUGGCUGCUGUUUAACAAACACCUCACAAACGGCCUGUGUCACGCUGUGCGCAGGCAUAGGAAAGUUCUGGAGAAAGUGGUGGAUAUCGACCAUGUCCUAAAGGCGCGUUCCAUCCGUGAGUUUGACGAACGCUUCACAACGCUGCUGUUUGGUUACAAAUCUUGUGUAGAGUACUAUCGUGACGCCAGCCCGGCCAAAAAACUCCCCAACACAACUGUGCCCAUCCUGUGUCUCAAUGCUGCAGACGACCCUUUUUCUCCACAGAAUGCCUUCCCACUGACUAUAGUCCAGGCCCUGCCUAAUGUCGCCCUUUUGAUCACAACCCACGGUGGACACAUUGCCUUCCUGCAGGGUUUGUUUCCACGUGGUGAAAGCUACAUGGAGCGACUGUUUGGUCAGUUUACCGAAGCUGUAUUUGAACACUCUGUGGACCUGAACAAAGCCUGUUGCAUCAACAAGGAGCUCAUAAGCUGAUCCUCCUUCACUCUGGUGCUCUGCAUGUCUGCUGGAACCGAAUAAAUACCAGAACGGCACUGGAUGUGAUGAGUAUGCAGUCAUUGCCCUUACAUCAGUGGAACACUACAAAAAAUGUAGCUUUGCAUGAUCACAGAAAUGCUCAUAUUAGUACAGUGAAUGAUCAACUGUACUGUACAGCAGAUCACUUGAAUGCAGCUCUUCAUGUCUACCUCAUCAUUUCCUCAGGUUUGUCUUCAGUGAUCAAUCAAAGAACUCUAAAAAAAAAAAAAAAACACCAUUGUCAGCGUCAGUUUUGACAUGUUUAAUGGUAGACUGAAACAAACAUGCUGAAUGUGAUUUGUGCACACUGCUUAUUAGAAUAUUUUUUCACCGUCCUGUAUUUUCUUUGAGAUGGAUGUUGAAAAGUUAAUGACUAAACUGUGUAUAAGACUAAGCUCUGUUUGAGCCUGAACUAUUCUUAUUUGCACACUGAUGGUUUUUAAGACAGUGGUGAUUCUUGUCACCAGUAAUCAUGUUCGUCUGGUCUGCUUUGCAUUCCUACACAUCAGAAGUUUGUAAUGGGUAGUGUCUUGUGAUUUGAGGGCAUUUGCAUUGACUUUAACCACUGAUUUUACAGUUUAAAAAAAAAAAACUAAAAGAAAGAAAAAAGAAUAAAAUGACCUGUUCAGUGCAGCAGUAAUCUGUAUGUUUACUAAAUGCCUGGUCAGACACUGAAUAUGUUCAUGGUUUUAUUGUUUGUAAUUAGCUUUAAAAAUAAAGUGCUGAUACAUCCACAGAGACCACUUAUACCAAUAUCCAUUAAAGUAUUAUUAAUUUAUUGUAUCUGUUGCUGCAGUUAACUUGACUAUUUUUAAUCUCAUGAAAUGGUGCUGAUUAUUGACUGUAUUAAGACUAUAUGAUGUAUUAUUUUCAUUUUUAUUGUUUUUUUUCCACAAAAUCAAGGUUUGUUUUCUUUUUGCAGCUGUGCACCAUGUUCCCAUGCCUUUAUUUUUGCCUUUUUAAUUUAAGAUGCUUUAAUAUUAUUUAAUAUUAAAUGAUGUUAUGUUGCGUUCAUGAAGUUUGCUGUAUCACUUUAAGAACACUUUGCAUUAAGGAUUGUAGAAACCUCAUAUGUGAUCAAGUUACACAUGCAAUAAAGAAUAAUAAUG